Messenger RNA from Daldinia loculata, 775 nucleotides. RefSeq names its product thioredoxin-like protein. The record is from RefSeq and is a predicted model, not a curated record. Lineage: Eukaryota; Fungi; Ascomycota; Sordariomycetes; Xylariales; Hypoxylaceae. Bases 210 to 587 code for a protein of 125 amino acids. The transcript has 2 exons.
CUUCAACGAUAACCUUUCACAGCCACACUCCAUUUUUGCAUAUUCUUUCGUAUCUAUUUGUUGACUAAGAUAUUUGCCCGUCUAUUACUGACAGCUCCUCUUUCCCCCCAAAAAAUAAGUCCACAUUUAUUUAGCAACAUUUGUCAAAGCUGCCACAAACAGCCCAAAACGAAGCCAACGAGAUCUCAUAACUACACAUAAAAGAUAAAAUGGGCGGCGAAAACCUACACCACAUCAACUCUCUCGCCGAGCUGCAGUCGCUAUUCGCGUCAACCACAUACGUAGCCGUCGACUUCUACGCGGACUGGUGCGGGCCGUGCAAGGUCAUCGCGCCGCACUACGAAUCGCUUGCCAAGCAGCACGGCGUCCCGGGCUUCCUUGCUUUCGCCAAGGUGAACGUGGACACCGCGCAGGAUGCCGCGCGCGCGUUCGGUGUUACCGCCAUGCCCACCUUCCUCUUCUUCAAGGAGGGCCGCCAAGUCGCUGUAAACGGACAGGCUGCGAUUCGUGGCGCCGACGCCCGCUCUCUCGCUGCGGCUGCCGAGAAGCUGGGCGGCUUAGCGAAGAAGCGCAUGGCGGAGUCUUGAAGACUGGAGUGGAUUCGGGAUGAGACGGCAUCGUAGGAAGGAUAGGAUUGGGUGGUGAUAAGAUACGGGCGUUACAGGGUUAUAAUUCAAUAAAGAGCGCAUCGCGUUGAUCAUAAGUAUUUUGCCUAUUGUGUAAUGUGAUGGUAGACCUGCCCUGAUUAAGAAUGUGACUAUCCCCUUAAAUAUCA